UUCCAUUGUCACUAAGCAACAAGGAGACUCUUCUCUCUUCGGGCAGCUUCAUUGUUUGCUGGUUUGUUAUUUCCUGUAUUUCUCCAUUCAUUUUCAUGCACAAAAGAAAACUGUUCCAGCUUUUUAGCUGUACUUUUUGGUAGGUGAAUUUAAUGAGACUUGCUAGAUAGGAUCAGAAAACAACUGACUGGAGUCUCUGAAUUAACUGAUUGGAAGGAAUACAGGACCAGGAUAUAGCCAUGGUUUCUCAGGUCACUGCAGUACAGUUUAGUCCUCCUAAACAUGUACAUCAACCUAUUGAUUCACUUCACAAGAUGCAUCGGAAGCAGCAUGAAAGUCUGUUAAAGAGAAUGUAUAUGCCUUUUGUGAGAGGACCUGAAGAUAGACAUUCUUUUGUCAGUUUCUGUGACAAAUACAGCAAUGCUUUUCUCAAGACAAAUCCUUUUCUUCCUCCUGAAGAUAAAAAAUAUCCUUUAGCUCCUCACCGGGAUGAUGUGCCAAUAAUUAACCCUUGCUCAGGGUCUGUUAGCCCAGGGGCUAGUGCUGAAGCGGAUCAGCAAAUCCCAUAUCGCAAAAUUGUGGAAUCUUGGGGAGAUGGCAGAGAUGUGCAACCUCAGCAUGGGGAACCUGUUCCACACUAUAGAACUCAGACUGCCAACAGAAGACCCUCAUUGCUAUUAGAAAGGGGAAAGCAGAAUCAACAAUGGAACAGCAGAGCAGUGCCAGAUGUUUGUUUGAGAGCCAGAAUUGGAGGAUGGACAAGUCCAGUGAAAGUUAUACCAGCUCCACCUAAAAUAAAAGAAUGUUUCUCACCUCACACAUUUGUGUUUUCUGUGGAUUCAGAUGUUAAGUCAAACGAUCCUUGUUCUGAGCCCUCUAGAGAUGAAAGAGCCCGAAAAUAUAUGUAUACUUCAACUACACAGAGAAGUUAUGAAGAGUUUCCCUGGGACAAAAUAUUGCCACCAAAAGUCCCGCCUCCAGAAUCAACACUAGAACCAAAGGCUGAUAGUGUCUCCCAGUGUUUUGCAAUGAAGCGAUAUGAACCAGUAGCCGAAAUAAGCCAAGUUGUUGGAGGCCUAUGGGAUAGGUUUCAGAGAAGAUCCUUCACAUCACCACACAAGCCAAUUAAUUUUGUUAGUCCAAGUUCUCGAACUGAGCAUCUCCCUUUAUACACAGGCUUCGUUGGUGCAGAGAAUGUUGAAGAUCUAGACAACCCCAAUGUAGAUGUAAUUAUCCACAGCAAAGUUCGACGUGGCAAGCCACAUUAUACGAAAACAUCCUACUCUCCAAACACCUUUGGAUACACUGGCAAGGUUCAUUGGUCAACCACCCAACCAGUAAAUUCUAAUCUUCCACCAACAUCACCAGCAAUAAUUUCACGAAUGUAUGGGCAACUAGCUAAGCAUGGGCAGCCAACUGAAUUUCCACAUCGUGGACCCUUGUCGCAGAUUGUUACGUGCAUUGAACCUCAAAAUGCGUUCAAUAAGAAGGAGAAAGAGAGAGUUGCUGUUUGAAAUAAUGUUUGUCUCCGAUGGAACAAUUUUAAACUUUAAAGGAUAAUGAGAAACAAGAUAAAUUGUGAAAUUGAUCCUAUUUUAAAAUGGACAAGAAUCAAAACUUGCUUUCAUGACAUA
Pogona vitticeps (central bearded dragon) is the source of this 1634-nucleotide messenger RNA. It is a transcript of the gene SPMIP7, whose product is annotated as sperm microtubule inner protein 7. The record is from RefSeq and is a predicted model, not a curated record. Lineage: Eukaryota; Metazoa; Chordata; Lepidosauria; Squamata; Agamidae.